AUCAUUUAAAAGCAGAAUAUAUAAAAAUAACUUCAACAACAAAAAUGGCCUCUCAAAAUGCAAAUAAUGCAAAUAAAAUAGUUAAAGAAAUUGAAGAUAAACAUAAUAAUUUAAAAGAAAAAUAUUCCCAAAUAGUUAAAUUAUUAGAAGAAAAAGAAAAUGGAAACGAAGAGAGGAAUAAGAGGGCAGAAAAUUUACGUAAAAGAUCGACAGAAUUACUUUCAAAAAUUAAAAGAUCAAAAGAAGAAAAGAAAUCUCUAUUACAAAGAAACGAUGCAUUGGAGGUUGAACUCGAAAAUUAUAGAAAAACUUUAAGCCAAUUAAAUACCCAAAUUGAUGAAGUUUCGGCAGAUAUUGACAAAAAAAUGGAAUUUCAUCAGAGCUGCGAUACUUAA
This is a messenger RNA of Meloidogyne enterolobii, 395 nucleotides long. The record is from the annotation of a GenBank genome assembly. NCBI's taxonomy places the organism in Eukaryota, Metazoa, Nematoda, Chromadorea, Rhabditida, Meloidogynidae.